UCUAUACUUGUCUAUGGUAUAUAAUUGAUAUGUCAAAUUGUCAUUAAAGAUCGUGAAUAGAAAAUGUAAUAGAAAUAAACGAGAAAUUUCUUUUUCUACCCUAACUAUUGCACAGGACGUAAUAGAAGAUCAAUGGAUUCAUUGUUAUGAAAAAGUCAAACUCUUUGCUGACGAUUGAUUUGAUUUUAGUCUGAUUAUUGUAAGUUAUCUGAAAAGGAUAUGAAUUUCUGGUUGUUGGCGAAACAAUUUGAGAGGACGCAUCAACAGACUGUUUUUUAUCAUUAUGUUUUAUUGCAUUUAUGAUGAAAAACUUGUAAAGUCUGUUUCUGUGCGUGCAAAGAUUUUUAUGACUGUCAAGUUAUUUGAGCAGAAUUUGUCCAAUGGGCCAUUGUCUAAGUUGUUUCAAAAACCAAGCUAAUGCAGACAUUACUACUUCUCCUCAUAGGAAAAAAGAUGAGCUGACAGAUAUAGCAGUCACAGUUUCUGUUUUUCCACAACAAGAGCCACUCCUGCAUGACAAUCAAAACAGCAUUAACAGCUUAAGGAACACAAGCACAUCUCAAGUAUCAAGCACCAGGUCUGGAGAGCAGAGCCCUGUUGAUAUAAUCAAUACUCAGAAAACACAUUUAGUUUCAGAAAAAGUACCUAAACCAUUUUAUCAGAAAUUGCCGACCAUACCCAGGACUAUGUCAUCUUUGGGGGCAAAUGAUUCCCGCAUAUCUGAAUCUAAAAUUAAUCAACUUUUUGAUCAAUACAAAGAUUCAUUAGAAGAUGCUAUAUUGGCAGAAGGAAUAGAAAAUCUUUGUAAUGAUUUACAGCUAAAUCCUGAUGAUUUUAAAGUUUUGGUUUUGGCCUGGAAAUUGAAUGCUAGUCAAAUGUGUAGGUUCACAAAAUCUGAAUUCAUUCAGGGCUUGAAAAAUAUGAAAACUGAAUCUAUUAAGGGUAUUCAACACAAAUUGAAUGAGAUCACAAGUGAACUCAAGAGAGACACUGAACAAUUUAAGGAUUUGUAUAGAUUUACUUUUAAAUUUGGUUUAGAUGUCAGUACUGGCCAGAGAAUACUGCCUACAGACAUAGCUAUUGUAUUAUGGCGUCUGGUUUUCACAAACAAUGAGCCUCCUAUUUUGGACAGAUGGUUGUUGUAUUUAGAAAAGAAUCCACACAUAAGAGGCAUUCCAAAAGAUACAUGGUAUAUGUUUUUAAAUUUCUGUGAAUUCAUUGGGGAUGAUCUCAGUAGUUACGAUGACACAGAGGCUUGGCCUAGCCUAUUUGAUGAUUUUGUGGAGUAUGAAAAUGAUCAAAUGAAUCAAAAUGUCAAGAAGAAUGAUAUCAAACCACAGGAUUAAUGUCCAUUGCCAAAUUUUAGCUUCUGUAGGUACUUAAUUAAGAUAUUGAGACUGAUAAUCUGAUAAUGAAUGUUCAAUGAUGUUAGUCUUGUAUCUCUGGUGAAGUUAAGUGUUAAUAAGGUAAAUGAAUGUAUUACUAGUAUGAUGUACUGAACAAAAUUGAGUAGGUACAUAUUGUGAGAUUUAAAAAUGUACAUAAAGUACUUUUAUAUUUUAUAAAUGUUUAUCUUUAGGUUUAUUUUUAAAAAUUAUUUAACAUUCCAGUGAUGGAAUUAGACAAAAUUGUGUAAAUAUCGUUUUUAGUUGCAUCAAAGGUACCUUCUAUUUCUUUAACAUUGUAUAUUUUUUACAUCUACCUUUCUUUGUUGCUAUUUGUGGAGUCUAAAUCUUGCACAAAAUGAACAUUGCCUGAAAAUAAUUAAAUAAAAAUAGUAAAGAAGUUUUAUUUAAAAAUGGGUAUGAUGGAGGAUAAGCGGAUUAAUGACUAGAAGUCCCUUCACACUAGAGGAUUUUCCGCUCAGUUUUUAUAUGUGCAACAAAAAACCUGUCGAGCGGUUUUUUUACAGACUCCUAUAUGCACGACGCAAAUUUUGAAUCAUUCUGUUGGCCGAACUAGGCCAGCGCGCUAGGGAACGACACGCGAUGGCGUAGGUAGAUGUACGUUUUGGAAGCGAGCUGUCGACUUCAUUACGUGCACAACGACUGCACACUGAAUUCGUCCGCAGCUGUACUACUGGAGUGAGUAGGUUCAUAAGGUGGGCCGAUAUACUAUUAUAUUUCGCAUUAAAAUGAAUAAUUGUAAGAACAACAAAAAUGCGUCAACCCUAGCUAGUCGUAACCUCUUUUCGCCAAUACGAAUCAAAUAAGACGUGGUCUUUGCUGUACACCGAUGUGAAGUGCCCCUUAUUUUCUGUUUGUGCACCUCUAAUAUACACACGUAUAUAACUAUAUUUUUACCGAUGUAUGUGUGCAUACAAUUUUCGAGAGUUGCCCGCGAUUUGCAUCAUCAGAUCCUGACCAGGGGCCCGAUUCUCCUAAUUUUACUUAAGCAACAUACGAUUCACGUUCGACUGCGAUCCAAUCCCGACUCGAUUACGAUUGAAACGUAUGUGGCAUUCCGCUAUUUUUUCUUUGAAAUAAACGUUUUUAUCCUUUUCUGUCAUUCAAUAAUGAAUCAUUUUGUCUGCAAAUGAUUAACUAUUCAUCAUCAAUCAAAAAUCAUUUUGCAAUCGUAAAUCAUUUGCAGACAAAAUGAUUCAUUAUUCAAUGACAGAAAAGGAUAAAAACGUUUAUUUCAAAC
Messenger RNA from Helicoverpa armigera (cotton bollworm), 2646 nucleotides. It is a transcript of the gene SCCRO3, whose product is annotated as DCN1-like protein 3. The record is from RefSeq and is a predicted model, not a curated record. Bases 381 to 1346 code for a protein of 321 amino acids. Gene Ontology annotation, cellular component: ubiquitin ligase complex. Gene Ontology annotation, molecular function: ubiquitin conjugating enzyme binding; cullin family protein binding; ubiquitin-like protein binding. Gene Ontology annotation, biological process: protein neddylation. The transcript has 3 exons. Lineage: Eukaryota; Metazoa; Arthropoda; Insecta; Lepidoptera; Noctuidae.